Messenger RNA from Ochlerotatus camptorhynchus, 2038 nucleotides. RefSeq names its product protein hu-li tai shao-like. The transcript is spliced from 5 exons. Bases 88 to 606 code for a protein of 172 amino acids. NCBI's taxonomy places the organism in Eukaryota, Metazoa, Arthropoda, Insecta, Diptera, Culicidae. The record is from RefSeq and is a predicted model, not a curated record. Gene Ontology annotation, molecular function: actin filament binding. Gene Ontology annotation, cellular component: cytoskeleton; plasma membrane; postsynaptic density.
UCGCACAUUUUAGAAGGUGUCUCUUGGGAUGAAGCUAACCGACUGAAGGAUGCUAAUGUAUCUGCCACAGGUGAUCAUGUUGUCCUCAUGGGUGCUGCAUCGAAGGGCAUAAUUCAAAGAGGAUAUCAACACAAUGCUACAGUAUAUAAAGCACCAUAUGCGAAAAAUCCAUUUGAUUCGGUUACUGAUGAUGAGUUAAACGAAUACAAAAAAACCGUCGAGAAAAAGCGACAAGGUGAUUAUACCGAUACAGAUUUCUCCGAAUCAGAAGCAUUGAGUUCCCUCCAAAUUUCGGAGAAGAACAAAAUUCAGCCCAUGAGUCCUACCAACCAGUCAGAGCCAGAAGACACUGUUGCAGAACAUCAGGUGCUCAGAAUAGAGACCAAGCAAGUUCCCAAACCUAGUCAGCCAGAAGUUGUACUAAGCGACGGUGAACAUGUACAAAAUGGCGACCAUUCGGAUACUCAUAUGAGCACAUUUUCACACAGCAGUAAAGAGGACGUCUCUACUGAAGGUUCUCCGAAAAAGGAUAAAAAGAAAAAGAAGGGAUUGCGGACACCUUCGUUUUUGAAAAAGAAGAAGGACAAAAAACGAAUCGAGGCCUAAACCACAACAUUUGCAACACUCAGCGUCGUUUUUUUUACUAAAAUUUGAUUAAAGUAUAUUAUAUCUUCUUCCCUUGAAACAUACAAAAAGAACGAAACAAAAUAUGUUAGAACAAAUAAAAAUAUACGCAUGUAAAAGAAACCUUUAAUAUAAAUAUGUCACAUUUAGAUAAGGCAAUAUUCCUAUAGUAGCGGUAAACACUCAAGUGGGCACAAAAACGCAUUUGCACAGCAAAAGUUUUAAAUCAUUACGUCGUGAAUAAAAGGAUUUAAUCAGUUGAAUGUGUAUUUCAUUAAAAAGAAGAUGAUUUUUUCAAAUGAAUUAACGAGACAUAAGAUGUGCAUUUUGUAAGGAAGUGCGUGAUUAAAUGCAAGAUUAGAUCGAAAACAUACAACGCCAGGAUUUAAAACAUUAACGCAUAACGAUGUUAAACAAAUGAAGAACAAUGUGAAAGUUAAUCUGAGCUAAAAAAUCCUUAAAAUAAAACGUACAUGCUUUAUUGUGAGAAUAUUUUGGAUAUAUAUUACGGAAUUUGUUCAUGCACUUUCUGUACUUUCUAAUUGGUGCAGUUGCAGCUGAUGUACCUAUGUCGACGUAGAAUAUAUUUAAGUAUGUGUCGCUUUUUAUCUCGGUCUUGAUUCAAUACCUAAACAUCGUCGCAUGCAAUAACAAGGCUUUUUACCAUCGCUAUUUUGUUCCGACAUAUAUCAUAAUCGUGUCUUUUUGAGCGCAUGAGAUUUUCCCAGUCUAACAGUGUUCAUAAAUUAAACAAUUACAUUACAUAAAAAAUACGCAUUGUGUGGCAGCAUACGUGAGGAAUUAAAAAAAGAAAAAAGAAACAAUAAAACUAAUUUGAGCUGAAAUUAAAUGAUUUUAAGUGGUUGCUUUAAGCCGGAUUACAUUUUAUUAUUAGAUCUUUCAACAUUGAACCAAACAAAUUAGGGUAAAUGUCAAUCAAAUAAAAUUAAAUGGCAUGGAUCUUGGUAAUGAAAUAUAAUACUUCAUGAAGCAUACCACAAAUAUUGCAAGCUUCAACCGACCCUGUACAGAAAUUCUGUCAAUAAUGUUUGCCGCGUUCACCAUGUCAACACAAAUACUACGAAAACGUGAUCUGAAAAAAUCGGAGAUUUCAAUAAUGAAUAACACAUUUUGAAUUCGUAAAAAGUUUGGCUCAGCUCUGGUACUCUCUUCGGUCCCAAGCUAAUCGAUGCACCCUCGAAACAUAGGAAAAUCCACGAACGAUUACAUAACAUUCCCCAGAAAACCAUUCCCCAGAAUGCACUAUUCCCCUGAAAAGCAUUCCCCAGAAUGUACCAUUCCCCAGAAAAGAUGAUGAAAUUAGUAUUUUUCAUUCUUCUUAUUUUUUUUUUACUAUUGAUAAUACACUAUGUUUACUUUUAUGGAACUUACCCGGAAAAAAAUAACCAUACAA